Molecule: messenger RNA, 9056 nt
Organism: Schistocerca americana (American grasshopper)
Lineage: Eukaryota; Metazoa; Arthropoda; Insecta; Orthoptera; Acrididae
Product: nascent polypeptide-associated complex subunit alpha, muscle-specific form-like
Exons: 9
Coding region: 57-4892 (1611 amino acids)
Cellular component (GO): nucleus
Molecular function (GO): zinc ion binding
Source: RefSeq, a predicted model, not a curated record
UCAGUAAAGCUCUGAGAUAGUUCGGUGGCGGGGGAGUUGUACUAAGUGUUAAAGGUAUGGAGAGUUUUACGAAUUCGUGUAGAUUGUGUCUGUGGAAAGGAGAUAAAAUGCUUCCAAUUUUUGCAUCUCCUGAUGACGACGAAACAGCAUCGAAGAUUCGAAAAUGCCUGCCGUUAGAUGUGCGAUGGGAAGACAGUUUGCCAAAAGGAAUCUGUGCCAGCUGUCUGUACAAGGUGGAGAUGCUGUUCGAGUUCCACUGCUCUGCUGUGAGAAUAGACUCACUGCUCAGGAAAUAUCUCGCUUCAGAAGUGACUGUUAAGGAACAGCAGCUGAGCGGCAGUGGAUAUCAGACCACCAACAUGCCCCCCAUGCGUAGUGUGGCCAUUGGUACUGAGGAUGAAUAUUUCCAUUCAGCAAGAAGAACGAGGGAUGGCCAAGAAAGCAGUGGUAAUGCAGAACCUAUGGUAGCCAGAUUGCGUGUGCGGACACCACAUGACAUUAGUGAUAUGAGUAGUGCAGGAGUUUCCCCAGUGGUUCAGGUGCCUCUACAACAGUCAGACCCCUUUAAUGGACAUAUAACUGAAGUGUCAUCACUGCCACACAGAUCAGACAGUGUUCAGGGUAUUGAUAGUAUUCAUGCAAUUGGAGCUACAGAACAGUCACCAUCGAGCAUUACAGUAUUGCGUUUGUCUGCAAGUGGUACUGCAGUUCAACAAGAGGAGUUAGGGAGGAGUGCCUCAAGACAGUCGGAGCCUGUGGCUCACACAUCAUCCCCGGGAGAGGCCUGUGUAACACAAGACCCCACAUCAGAUUGUGCCCCAGCGGAAGACACAGAUGUAGUGUGCCUUUCAGUCAAGUCUUCAUCAACUGUGGUGCAAAGUGGUCCCUCAACAUCCCGAUCAUCAUGUGAGUGUGCCGAUGAUGAUGAAGUGGUGGUCCUUGCCGAGAUCCAGAAGCAACCGUACCCGUACCGGCGAUGCAAGACCCCUACCAGCUUUGACACCUCCUCUGUGUCUAGCUGUGCCUCUGCGUCUGCUGUUUCUACCUCCUCCUCUACCUUCGAAGGUGGGAGCAGAAUGGCACCUCCGCGGAAAGCACACCGUCUUUGUCCGCGGCACCAAGAGUACUUGCGGUUGAUGAACCUACAGCAGGAGCAGCAACGGAUGAAGGAACGAGGUCUACAACAACAGGAGACACUGCAGAGGGUAGACCACCAUUCUUCAAGAGCCAGUGGACAGGAGCCUACUUUAAGCACUUCCUCAGCCAGUCAGAGAUUGUCGGAUGUGUCCAAUCCUGUGCAAUGUGAGCCCACUCAGCAAGUACCGCAAAACCAGUCAUGUGGAGGAGGCACAAGGCAACUGUCAGCAGAAACUCCACAUAUCGACACAUCAUCUAACUCGACAGAAUCUGAGGGACGUGUGCAAUUGCUUGACCAAAACAAACUUACAUCUGGUGCAACAAGUCAUCUGGUACCCCUUCUGAACAGUGACUCAUCACAUAUCACAGCUCAACCUGGUCAGUUGGAACAAGCAUGGCAUGUGACGAGGACCAAACCUGAAGGAGCCACCACAGAGGCAGUGGUGGCACCACUUUCCAGUUCUGCAAAAUGCAACUCAUCUGUAACUGAGCCACAGGACCAAGUAAGGCAGCUGACUCUUGCCCAUCCAAAAGGAACAACUGUUGAGUCUUUCCAGGGAAAACCAUGUGGCAGCAAAUUAUCUUCAGCUGAUGCACCACUGCCAGCUGCUGCACUGUCCCAGAGUGCUGUACCAACCCCAUCUGUUGCAGCAGCUUCACCUGUUUCACAGCUCUCGGCCCGCGUGCCUCCUUCAGCUGCUCCGCCUGCUACACCUGCAGUGCCUCCUCCAUCUUCUGAAUCUAUCCCAGUUACUGCGCCUCCCCCAUCUACUAUGCCUAUCCCAUCCGCUACUCUGUCAACAACCUCUAAAAGGAUUUCAUCUGCAGCUUUACCCACCAGCUCUGUACCAGUCUCAUCCACUGCACUACCUGGAAUGCCUGUGACAACACAAUCUGACCCUUCCCCCGUAACCUGCGCGGUGACUCCAUCGGUCACACAUUCCGGUAUCACCUCACACCCCAGCAGAGCUGCUGCACACUCUCCAUCCCCUGCAAGAUCCUCAUCUGGUGGGCAGUCCCCCUCGACUGUACAGACCUCAUCAUCACGGAAACAGUCCAACACACGGUCUCGAUCUCGCUCUCGCUCCAGUUCGAAAUCUCCAUCUGCUGGACAGCGCCGUGGCUCUAAAUCACCUGUGUCCACUGCAAUGGCCCCGCCCUCUGCAUCUCCCAAACCCUCGGCACCUUCCACAGACCAUGCACAACCGCGACUGGCUCCCCUGACUACAUCUGUUACGUGGCCAUUGCCUGCUGCACCCACUACACCUCCUGCACUAUUACGUGCUUCAGCACAACCACAGCAACAAGAAAAUAGACAGCAGAGAGUAGUGUUGCCGACACGUGGUUCUGGACAUCCUGAGCAUCAGGUGAUACCAGCCAAACUACAAGAUGGAGUCUUCAAGUUUCCAGCAUUCCUGGUUGUAACUAAUGCCUCUUUUCAUGCGCAAGCACAACCUCCAGCAGCAGCAACCACUCAUCUGUCGGCACAGUCUCAAACCUCUGCUCCCACAGAAACUCCUGUGGUGCCAAAGGAACAGGAACAGAAACAACAGUUGGCACAAACGGAAUCACCGGGAGGGGCCAUCAGCCAGUUGUUAGCAGCAUCUGCACUCAUUAGUCCCCCACGUGGCUCAACAGAGCCUAAGCAACAAGAGAAGAAGCAAGGGGAGGUGGAGACAAAACCCACAGGAACACAUCUCUGUCAAUCUGCAGCAGCAUGUUUGCCUACUGCCCCUCCACAUUCACCUGCUCCAGGUAAGCAGCACGAACAGCAGCCACAAGUCCAACAUGAGCAACAGAAAAAUAGACUAGAAGUGUUACGUGAUAAACUGUCAGCAAAAAUAGGUAGGCUACCAGCAGGCUCACCUGUAGGCACUGAUGAGAAGGGUGUCUCUGUACAAAAUGGUCAGACACACUCAGAGGCCGAUCAGCAGUUAACAAAUUCAGCAACUACCACUGCCACGUCACGUACAGUUGCACAGUCAAGUAAGAGGAGGAAAGAGCACCGGUCACACGCAGUUGUCGCCGAGCGUCCUGUGACUCCAGCUGAAUCCACAGCUGCCUCUCCUACCUCACAGAAGCCAAAGCAGAUUAAACAGAAAUACUAUAAAGCAAGCUCACAAACUGAAAAGAGCGUUCGGAAAUCACCAUUGACAGUAACUUCCACUGCAAAAUCUUCCUCAGAAAGAGCUAAAAGCCAACUGUCUGGAGGGACUGUGGAGCAGCAGCAGACCACGAAGCAACCAGCACUGCCAAAUUCAUAUGACUCUCAAAAGUGGAAGAAGAAAAAAAAGAAGAAAAAAGAAAAGGAGGAGGAGGAAAGUCACCAUCGAUCAUCAAAUAAAUAUCAACAGGAGCAGCUGUCACAAAAAAGAAAGCACUCAUCCAAGAAUGCACGAGAAACUGAAGACCUACCAUCACAGCCUGCUCGUACCCCUUCUUUACAGCAGAGUCAGGAGAUGGAGGCUGUGAGUCAGCACUACGGCAGCCAUUCACAUCCAGUGACGACAAUGUACAAAGUUAACAGAGGUGAGGCGGAGCAGCCGCAGGUGGAGCGUUGGCGCAACGUUCAACAGGACGCUGUUGAGCGUGUGCGGGUCGCUCUGCGAGAGUGCACCCAGCUGCCACAGCCACCGCUCCGUGACCCUGCGACAUCUCCGCCUGUGCCAUCUGCCACUGUGACGACGCCCUCACCUCCUGUAUUGACACCUCAGCGGCCAUCUGUGAAGCCGGUUCCUCCCGACUCCCCGUCCCCUCUGCCACCGAUGCUGCCACCUGCAAUCUCCACAGAAACCCGCACCGACCGCCCGCACUCCACUGGCCCACUUGUGCAGUGCACCACUCCUCCAGCGAAUGAGAAGUUGUCUCCCACACCGUUCCUCACGCCACCUGAUGGAGUUGACCAGCAGAAGUCCAGAUCGCAGCUGCCAUCCAAGGCAACGGCAGAGAGUGGUGAACGUCGGUUGCGCACUCCCAGCCCAGCGUCCAGCAUUGGGAGCGUAGACUGGUUCUCUGUGCCACACCGCAACGGUGUGCCUCUGCGGAGGUACUACAACAGGAAGAGGCGGUACCUCGAUCUCAGCUGGGGUGAGGCCUCGGGAACGGACAGAGAAGGCAGUGAGGACAGAGGCGACAGUGCUGAGAGAAGCCCUUUGUCACUGCCGUCACCCAAGACACAGUCAUCCUGCAGUGCUCCGAAAUCUUCUGUUCAGGCAUCUGCAGCAUGCCUGGAACUAUUUCAGCAGUCGGUUCCCUCGGUGACUGCCUCUCACCAGUUGAUGGUGGGAACUCCCCUAUUGACAUCACGAUCUGCACGUGCUGCCCGCUACUUAUGCCGCUACUGCCAGCAGCGGUUCAGUGCGCGCAUCCUGCUGAGCCUGCAUCGCGUUAACGGGGCGUGUGAACUGCACCGCAGCCACAACUAUGCACGCAAUGGUGGUGGAGGUGACCAUCCACAGGUGACAGAGCAUGAGCUGAUGCUAGAGGCGCGUGUGCGUCUCGACCGUCUCUUCGUUUGCCCACGCUGCUCGCGUGUGCUCUCCACCGAGAGCACACUCAAACGGCACAUAGCCCUCCGCCACGGACGUGACAACCCCCGUGACACACGUGCCUCUGUGCAGGUGCACUCGCAGGACUGGACACUAUCCCUGCCGGAUACGCCGUCGCCACCUCCCCUGUCGCUGCCACUUGCUGCCAGGUUGUCCGAUGGCAAAGACAAUGUGUUGGAAGCUCUGGGGCUUACCAGGAAGAGUUAAUGACCGUGUCAUAGCUCCAGAUGCUCUGUUGUUGCCUUUCUCAACUGGUUGCUUCUUACUCUGUGCAUACAAAAGCUGUGAGACGUCACCUUCUCAGUAUAUAAAGCAGUCAAAAGUAGACCAUCUGUUGACUGUGCUCUGUCAGACUUUUUGCAUCACAUUUUUUCUUCUAGUCGAUCUUUUUAGAAAAAAAGAGAUCAGUGUUUCAUGAACUAAUAAGGAAGAGGUAUCCAUUGAUAUGAGUGUACAGAGAAACAAAACCAACUCCAUGAAAUUGUUUUUAUUAUCAUUAAAUUGGUUGCCAAUCAUUGUGUGCUAUACUUUUUUUGUCUGUAUUGUCCGAAGCAUUUAGGGAAGCACUACCCUACUUGAUAUGAUGUGCACAUCGUGUGGCCUGAUUCAUCACUCUUUAAACUUUUACUUGUCCUUAAUUUUGAUUUUGGCACAGUACAACAUAUAUAUAUAUAUGCUUGGACACAUUGUGGAGGUGGUCACUGGAAUGUUUUAGGCACAGUGGAACAGAAAGUUGAUUCAGAGACUUGAGAGAUGCCAGGGAGGUUUGGUACUCCAGCUGCGUUUCAGACGGUUGUGAAUGUGUCGACUAACAAAGGUGUUGACCAUGCCGUGGAUUUGUUAGAAGUAGGCCACCUUUCACAUUCAAGACAAAGCACCAAAUGAUAAAUUUCUCACUUCAGAUGUUCUACAUCUCACUUUCAAAUUGUCCUAAUGAUAGUGACUUUACAGCCUAAAUGUAGACUACUCGUCGUAGCUUUAGAAACCAUUGCAGCAAAGCUUGAGGAUAAGCAUAUGUUGGGUAGUCUCACCAGAACUCUUCUGAACUGGCGUGCACUGCUUGGCUUCAGUAAGAGAGAAAGAAAUCUGCCCGAGUCAUUUGACUGGACAUGAACUUUCAAUUCCUCGCUCUCUGACUUCCAUCGUAGGUGCUCUUCAUGGUUAUAAAAGAGCCAACAAUAAAAUUGUUUGGCUCAGUGAACUACACUACUUGAAGGAAACAUAAUUGUUCUGAAGGUUAUAUCAUCUUAUUCAAAACUGCUCCCAUUUCAUCAAACUUUUGAUGUAAGCUAACUACACAAGCUUCCAUUGAUCAAGGAUCCAGAUAUCCUCCACUAAUUUUUCUGUAGCUUGGCAGUAGAAAUCACACCUUAGUCUUGGAGCAACUGAUGAACUAAAUGUGCAAAAAUGCUGCUGCUGUCCAUGUAUUUUGAGAUAAAGUACAUUGCUGCCAUUGCUUAACUUCCCAUGCCUUAUAAUAAUCAUUUGGUUAAUUUUGAACGUAUCAAAGUGAUAACAUUCUGGCACAUUGUCUCCAUUGGAUAUUAAAAUUUGCUUCAAUUGCUGCAAAGUUUCAAUUAUGGAGCCAUUUUUAAAUGAUUGUAUAAUAUAAUCCAUCAAAAUUGAUGUAUCAUUCCAAGUUCACCCUACAUGCUGCUGUAGUAACGUGUAAUACUUAACUGAAUUGUCGUGGCACUCUAUUGAUAUCAUAGGGUUUGAUCACAGACACACAACAUUUAUCCCUCUUCUUACGAGUAGAUAUCGUAUAGUUUGCAGGUCAAUGUACAUGAUUCAUUGGCUCUAUCAUACAAAUACUAGUCCACAACUUGUAAUCACAAGCAGCACAACAUUAAUAAUUUAACUCAAUACUCAAUAAUGUAAUGUAUUCAUUAAUUCUAUCAUUGUCAGCAGUGAUGCCCAAAUAAAUGUUAUUAAUUACUGACACUUACAAGUCAUGAAGUAGUAGUUUGGUCUGAUUCUGUUACAUUCCAGUUACACAAAGUGGUUCUAUAAUAUCUAAUGGGCAUAUAUGCUGUAACUCCUUAUAAAAGUUUAUGAAGUAGUAACGGACCCAAGCUUAAUGUGCAGUAUCAUACAUUCACCAGUGUGAAAUUCUGACUUGAGUAACCGGCUUGAGUUAGACUGAAGCUGACCUUCCACUGGCUUUUUGUUAACCUUGCAGGAUGAGGUUCUUGGCUAGUGUUAAGACAGCCAGCUCAGUCUGAUACUGUAUUGUACUGUUGGCCAGAAUUCACAAUUAUAAAUUCAUGCCAUGAAGGGUGCUGUGAACAGCAGUGAUAUAGUACACACCAUAGGAGAAACUGCAUGGCAAUGAAAGUAAAAUGGGAAAAAAAUUAAUCCAUCCAAUGACAGCCACUGUGACAAAACGUUAUUAUUUAGCCAAUUUGCUGUGGCUUUGGACCCGAUUGCAACUUGAAUUAGAAAGGACAGCUAGGGCAACAAUUCUUCACGGGGUAAACCUGAGGUGGCGAAAUACAGACCACCAGUUUUUACUAAGAAAUUAAGCACUUUUGUUAUAAAUGUGGCAUAUAUGUUUCAGAAUAUUCAUGUUACUUUUGUGUGUUCAUUCACAAUUUUUAAAUAUUACCAGAGCUCUAUACCAGCAAUAUGCAUUCUUCAUUUGUGCCACCUAACAUUUAUAUGAACGUGAAACAUACACAUAAUCAUUUAAUAUUCAGAAUGAAAAAUAAGUGCAUGAAAUUCGACUAUGCGAACAACCACAAUUAAUUACUUGGUUCACAUUAUAUUAAAUGUUUUAAUUUUAUAUAUUCCUUUCUCCUUGGAUGAUGAAUGAAUUAAUUUAUUAGGUCACUUGCAACAGCAGGACCAAUCUUGCUGUUUUCAGUAUUUGUAUAAAAACAUUUUAGCUUUACAGUGACAUGUUUCUCGUUAAAUAAAUGCUUUUAAAUGUCAUUUGUGUGUCACACGAGGAAUCAAUUUAUCAUGAGGUCUGGAGAAAAUUCUAAAUGAAAUGGUGUCCCUAUGCAGUGACUUUGUUUAUGAAGCUUGAUUGAGUAAAGCUAUCUGCCAAGCCUUUUCGAUUUGCAGAACUUCGUUAGAAAUGUGAAGUACGCAAACCAAGAUUAAGAUCCCAAAGUAUUCUGGUGAUUCAGUUUUUUUGCAAUGGAAGACAGGAGUGGCUGUUGCUUAUAGUGUCCCAGAAACCUAAAAUUAAAGAUGAGACUACAUAAUAUGAAUAAAUUGAUAACAGUUGUGAGAAACUAUUCAGUUCUUUCCUCCUCCUCCUUUUCAGUCUACAUAAAGUUGUUUCCACCUUACACAGUCUCCAGUCACUGGGCUGCCUUACACAGUCUCCAGACACUGGGCUGCAAUUAGUUGUUUCAGUGAUAAGUUUUAAAUAGAGAUACAUUUUUAAAGAAAGGAGGGGGAAGGAACUCCAUGACACUGGAAUAUGCAUUUGGUAACAGAAAACUAGUCAUCCAUAGCAGAAGAUCCUGAUACAUCACUCGAACAGAUUUUCCUGCUUUGGGAGAUAAGGAAAAAAAUGCUCCUGACCAGCUACACGGUUGUGGGCAGUACUGUGUCAUUGCAGUUGUGGUGGUUGGGGAUGUCAAUUCCUCUAAGCAACCUCUGGGGGCUACUGUAACAAAUGUGAUAUUUUCAGCUAAUUCUUCAAUUUUUAGGGAGAGGAUUGUACAAAACAGACGAGUACAGCUUCUGCACUUUCAGUCUUAUUUUAUAUAUUACAGUGUUUUCAGGCAAUAAUAUUAGUUAUUUCACUCUGCUGGCAAGUACUCAUUCUGAUCAUUGACACCUCUCCAUGGAUAAGUGAACAACUAACACUGGGAAAAAUUUGGCAUAUAAAAGAGAGGGAAAAAAGGAGCAAUGUGAAGAUUUGUAUUAAUCUGUGCUUUUAACUGAGAAGUGAGUUUCAUUUUUUUAAAUGUGUGUUGGAACAUGUAUGAGACUGUGGAAACGAGAAAGAACUGACAGUAACAAAAAUAUCACCAGUCUUGAAGGCCAUGAACAUUAGAUACAAUUACUUAUGGAGCAUAUUGCAAGAUUUUUUUGAAGGCACCGCCUUUUUGUGACAUUGUAUGGCAUUUUCAGAAUGACUGAUGUAUGAAUUUAUUAACAACUGUGCAAUCUUAUGGAGAUGACAAUGUGGUCCCUGCAGUGCCAAAUCCACAUUCUGAUCCCGAUAUUGUGAAAAUGUCAUCAUGAUUUUCAUACUAUGAAUGUAAUCAUCAUGGAAUACAGUUAAGAGUUUAGGGAAAUUCAUAUCCCUACCAACAUUAUCAGGGAAGGUGUCUCGUAAUCUGAGCUACAUCUUGUGUUACAUGUGUACAAAACAAACAAAAAAACAAAAAUUUUUUAAAGAGAAUUGCU